AAAACGUACUUCCUGAAUAUAGCUAGCUAAGUUUCGUUUCACUUUUCAUUCAGCUAGCCUUAUAAUCUUGAUAAUGAAGUAGCUACACGUAAAGAGAAGUGGUUUCAAGUUCUAUAAUUACGUAAAAUUUUGUGGCAAGAGAAAGGUAAGUUAAUUAUCAACAGAUUAGGAAACUCUAUGAAGAAGCCUGAUAGCCCUAUUACGUAACUGCGCGCUGAUCAGGUGAGAAACCCAUUUGCAGUUUUAUCAACUUGAAGCUCGAGCGCCUUUACCACCUUCACUCUGCUGUGUGACCCAUUCUAUGUAAAUUUCUCUCUCAAUUUUGGUAGUCUCUGGAUACUUAUGGGUCUAACUAUGACUUCUCCUGAGGUCUUCACAAGCAACUUAGUAGAGGCGGAGGAGCUAGCCCAGUUGUUGAGUGAGGCCAUCAGCUGUGGUGACAAAGAGGAAGCCAAAAGGUGUUCAGAGCAGCUUGCAGAGUUGUGUGUACCAGUAUCUGUCAUUAUCUCCCGCAAGGCUUACUCCCAAGACUCUAUUCGGUUGAAGGUGGGAGUCGGGGAUGCACAGUCAGAAAACUAUAUUCCGGUUACUUUGUUGGUAACACUUGACAUGACCAUUUCAGAUCUGAAAGAAAAGAUCAAUACUGACUAUGGAUUUCAUCCAUCUCUGCAAAGCUGGGUGAUCGGUAAGCGUCUGGCACGGGACUCUAAAACUCUGUACAGCCAUGGGGUAAGGAAGAAUGGAGACCAAGCCUACCUGUACAUCAAGUCUGCCCAGGCUGCCAACCUCAGCCGGGAGCAAGUGAACCAGGAGGAGGAGCACCGUCGGCUAGACAGUAUCAUUGAGUCAUUGAGUCCUCUACUGGCCAGAGGAGCAACUGGACCAACCCCACUUCCCAAAACUAAACAACCAGCACCUCCUCCUCUGCAACCAAAGCCUCCGGUGGGUUGGUCAUGCUCUGUGUGCACCUAUGCUAACAAGCCAACGAGGCCGGGCUGUGAGAUGUGUGGGUCUGAAAGACCAGAAGAUUAUAAAGUACCUGAGGUUUACCAGCCUGAUGAGCAGGAGAUCCAGAGACUCCGGCUAGAGGAGAUGGCCAAUCUACAGUACCAGCAGGCAUUGGAUGAAGAGCGGGAGAGGAAUUUCUUGAGUCUGGUGGAAACAGACGCCCACAGCCUCGUCCCCAACACAGAGGAGCUGGACUGUCCUAUUUGCCUCUGCUCCAUUCCGCCAGGGGAGGGAGCCACACUGCGGGAGUGCCUGCAUGUUUUCUGCAGGGAGUGUCUUAAAGGAACCAUAGUGAAUAGCAUGGAUCCAGAGGUGACCUGCCCUUAUGGGGAUGAAGACUACAGCUGUGAUAGAAAGCUGCAGGACAGGGAGAUCCAAUCUCUUCUUUCUCAGGAGGAGCACCAGAAGCUUCUAGAGCUGAGGCUCAGUAUUGCUGAGACGCGGAGUGAGAACAGCUACCACUGCAAAACCCCCGACUGCGCUGGCUGGUGCAUCUUUGAGGACGAAGUCAAUGAGUUUAUUUGUGAGCUCUGCAAAGAGACCAACUGCCUCCUCUGCAAGGCCAUCCACAAAGACAUGAACUGCAAGGAGUAUCAAGAUGAUCUCCGGAUCAGAGCUGAGAAUGACGUGGCUGCAAAACAGACCACACAGAUGCUGGAGUCCUUACUGCAGAACGGGGAGGCCAUGCAAUGUCCUAAGUGUAAGGUCAUAGUUCAGAAGAAGGACGGCUGUGAUUGGAUCUGCUGCCUGAUGUGUAAGACGGAGAUCUGCUGGGUCACUAAGCAGGCUCGCUGGGGACCAAACGGUUCUGGGGACAACUCAGGAGGCUGUGGAUGUCGAUUCGAUGGGGCGCGUUGUCACCCUAACUGCCAGAACUGCCACUGAGGGGCCCCACUCCAUCUCAACAUGGUGCUGGAUGGGCAGUCCAUAUCGGGACACACUCAGUGUCCUGUGAGGCAAGGAGACUAUUUUUCACUCCUCAGUAAUCCUAACCUGGACUAACCUGAAAAGAUCAUGCACGGAUGUCAAGGGGUGAUUUGGGUAAAAACUUUAGUUCUGCACAUGGAUCAAGUUAUUCAGUCCUUUGUGAAGACACUGGCUGGUCUUCCUUCCAAAGGCCUUUUAUAUUACUUUGAACACCAAUUAUCCCUGGGCGGUGUUUAAUUGAUGGUUCAAUUGACGUUGGUGUAUCACACAUUUUAUUACCUAGUUAGAGGAAUAAUAUAAACGUUUUGCUCUAUACAUGUAGGACAAUUGUUAAAUAUGUUAGAGGUGUAUAACCACCUAUAUCUGACAGGGGACACUCCAUUUAAACAAAACAGGGUUGUGAAAUAAAUUCAAGAUGCUCAUUGUUUUCUUUGAGAUGCACGCUUCUGUUUUGUUAAAUGGCAAGAGUCUUAGACACUGGAAGAAUAUUGUAUAUUGUCCUUCAUGUAGAAAAUAAAUGUUGGCUAAUUGUUUAACUCCUCAUCAGCAGUAAGGUUCUAGUCAUGACCUUAAAAGCAUUAACACUAGAGAUACUAAAACAGAUACAUAUUGUAACCUUGUAAUGGGGACAACUAUUUACUUUUCUUUGGACUGAAUGUGUACAACUGUAAUUAAGGGAUAUUUAACAUUCAUUGGUUCUGUUAGAUUUUGUAAGUUAUCAAAAGGCAGUAAUGAACAAUCCCAAUUCUUCUGUAGUUUGGUUUGACCACUCCUCCAGCCUUAUUGGAAGUGUUUUUUUGAACACUCCCAGCAGAAGCCAUCCAUACUUUUUCGUUAUUGAUGACUACAACGAAACCGAUCUGUUUCGGCGUAGCCAAUUGUUUUAACACUGCAUACAGUGCAGUAUAAUGCAAGUCUUAGCUAUGUUCAUUAGCUACUUUUUUGAAGGAUGAUACCAUUGCAGGGCACAAUUACUAUUUUGUUUGGCGAAUGUAAAGCAUUAUUUACUUUAGGGAAAAGAACAACUUUUCUUCAUGAAUGAUCCAGAAUAAAGGGGUUUUAUUGUGUU
Molecule: messenger RNA, 3004 nt
Organism: Oncorhynchus mykiss (rainbow trout)
Lineage: Eukaryota; Metazoa; Chordata; Actinopteri; Salmoniformes; Salmonidae
Gene: rbck1
Product: RanBP-type and C3HC4-type zinc finger containing 1
Biological process (GO): protein linear polyubiquitination; positive regulation of canonical NF-kappaB signal transduction; proteasome-mediated ubiquitin-dependent protein catabolic process
Cellular component (GO): LUBAC complex
Molecular function (GO): ubiquitin binding; ubiquitin-protein transferase activity
Source: RefSeq, a predicted model, not a curated record